AUGACAGCAGCAGUCUCUGGGCUUUCAAGUCCCGGCCGGGCCCGCACGAGCUUCGAGCGUCGCGAAAGCCUCCUGAGCUGGGCACGACAGAAGGAAGCCGAGCCGCAACGCGAUCCCGUCUCAGACCAGAACGACAACGUACCGCAUCGCGUCUCUUCGAGCCAGAGCUUUACCGGGAUCGACACGGUCGCGCUCGAGGACGAGGAUGAAGUCGAGUCGCUUCGGCCGAUUCGGUUCGACGGUCGCCAGGGUUGGGACACAGACACAGACACUGACGAUGACGACGCCGACGACGAUGACGAGGGUGACGAGGAAAGGACGCCGUCGCCGUCCCGGUCUCUUCUCCCGCUCCUCGAUGACCAGGACCCGUGUAGCCCGAUCUAUGACGAUGGCGCCGUGAGGCAGGCCCACCGCGCGUCCGUCCGUUCCGACACGCCGCGCCUCUUCCCCAGUCGCGUCUGGAGUAGCCCGGCCCUCUGGGCUACGGCUCGUGCCGCUUGCCCUUCGCCGCCCGCGUCGUCUUCGGGAUCAAUUCGCGAUAACGCGGCACGGCCCGAGGACGCCAAUACCAAGCACCUCACGCUCGAUUGCCGACAACGGGAUCGUCCGUCGACGCCCCCGCUCGCUAGAGCUUCCACGGACGAGGAUACAGCGUCGUGCUCCCCGCCAUCGCCCCGCACGCCGCGGGCCCGCCGUGCGGAAGGGGCAAAACGCAAACUGUACAAGUACGAGUCAGCCGUGUUUGAGCUGGUGGAUACGCCAUCGUUGGGCGGCGGGCCCCGCUCCAGCUCAUCGGGAUAUUCCGAGAGCUCCCCAGAAUCAGGGUCAGCAGGAAGCGACAACGUCGGUCGACGCGGGCUUCCCACGUCCCGCCGCGUGCAAGACAACGAGACAAACGCAUCCGCCCCAAUUUCAGGCACAUCAUCGCCUCGGCGGAGGACUGAUUCGGACGGCGCUAGGCGCCCGACGCACCACCGACGAACGAGCUCGCUGAGCGAAGGCGAAGACGUAUCGACGCCGCGCGAGAUCGGCGAGUUCAAGCGCAUCCUCAAGCUCAACCGCUUCUUUGGCGAAGACGUGGUCCACGCCGCACUACCGCGCCCGGGUCAGGGUCCGGGUCCUGGUGCCAGCCCCAGCGAUGAGAAGGUCGAGCACAAGCCCUUGCCCAGCCUUCCGGGCGGGAAGGCGGCAGCGGUGGCGCCGAAGCCUGUCAUCGAGACGAGCUUCUUGCCUUCCUUUUCCUCGUCGUCUGAAUCUGGAGACGACGGAGAGGUGGACAGCGCCUCGCGUACAAUCGACAGUGGCGAAGACGAUCCGUGUCCUUGGGAAAGAGACGAGCUCGAAUGCGCCGGCCCUGGUCCGAGCCGUCGAUGGGUGCCCAAAACGGCCAGGCUGAGCCCUGCGGGCAGGGCACCCCUCGCCCAUCAAGGCAAGGACGACGUCGCAGGCGCCCCUUCCUCGUCGUCGUCGUCGUCGUCGUCGUCGCAGCCUCCCAAGACCGGUCCGAUCUGGAACCGCCUAGGCUUCUCGCGCAAGACGAUCAAGACCGAGUCUGCCGCUGCCGAUCCGGAUGCCUUUUCCGAGCCACAGGACCGGACGGUUCGGCACCGAUUGAGCGACCUGCCGUCGUCCAAGCCGCUCGUCGUAGCUCCAGACGGUCCGACCGCAUUGAUUAAAGGCCGCGAAUCGGCUCACGAUCCGCGCAGGCAGACUUCGAUGGGACAGCUGGCGACGGCCCGCCAAGGCUCGGUCGAGUCUCCAGGCAGGGCCACGCAGCUCCCGUAUCACUGGCUCUGA
Pseudozyma flocculosa PF-1 is the source of this 1797-nucleotide messenger RNA. RefSeq lists its product as uncharacterized. The transcript is spliced from 2 exons. The coding region runs from base 1 to 1797 and encodes 598 amino acids. Lineage: Eukaryota; Fungi; Basidiomycota; Ustilaginomycetes; Ustilaginales; Ustilaginaceae. The record is from RefSeq and is a predicted model, not a curated record.